GCUGUACUUCGUUUCUAAUCCGUCUACGAACAUCGACGCCUCCCUUUCCACCGUGAACACCCUCAUUCAAGGCAUCGAGACCAGCUUCCAAAACGCCACGCGUCAGCAAACACCAUGGUCGCUCUCCUACCGUGCAUUUCGCGAUACCAUACCUCCAGGCUACCAGUCGCCUACGGGCGCAGACGGUAAACCCAAGCCAUAUACACAUUCAUACCAGCACCUCCUCCAUCUCUCGAGCCUUUCGCCUAACCGCACAUAUGUCUUCGCGCAACCGCUAGCGCAACAAGAAACGAUCACGUCGAUACCGCUGCGACAACAAGAUGCGCAUGCUUCGAUACUGCGGUACCAAUGCUCCGCUCUGUGGACGCCGAGACAUAUACUCGCUGUGCGCGAAGGGACGUCUUAUAUUGCAGGUUUAUGUACGAUACAGAUUGGGGAACUACGAGCAACACGCGAAGGACCGCAAUCAGGCGCUGUGUCUUCGCCGGGUAUCGUGGUCUGCAUCAGCACACCAACGGGCGCUGAGGAUGCAGACAACAGCAUGAACUCAGGUUACGACACAAUGGGAAACGGUACAGCAAUGGAUGUGGAUGAAGAAGAAGUCGAUAUCGAAUAUGCGCAGACUCUAGUACGUGACUGCUGGAGUACGAUCAAAGAUGGGCGCGAUCUGGGCCGGUCAGAGGUUAGGGAACUCGUGAUGGCUCCAGUUACAACAAACAAUAAGGGUCGGGAGCAGGAGGCAAUAGUGCGCAUUUGGUGUGAAGCUCUACGCAUGCGCGGUUGA
This is a messenger RNA of Alternaria postmessia, 784 nucleotides long. RefSeq lists its product as uncharacterized. The annotation marks the transcript as partial. The record is from RefSeq and is a predicted model, not a curated record. Gene Ontology annotation, molecular function: transcription coregulator activity. Gene Ontology annotation, cellular component: mediator complex. NCBI's taxonomy places the organism in Eukaryota, Fungi, Ascomycota, Dothideomycetes, Pleosporales, Pleosporaceae. Gene Ontology annotation, biological process: regulation of transcription by RNA polymerase II. The transcript has a single exon.